Messenger RNA from Haemonchus placei, 1296 nucleotides. Lineage: Eukaryota; Metazoa; Nematoda; Chromadorea; Rhabditida; Trichostrongylidae. The record is from the annotation of a GenBank genome assembly.
AUGAAAACGAGUCGUGCUAGACUUUUCUGGCGUCAGGCUAAGAAUAAACUGCUUGACUGCCAGCAGAAGAUGGGAGUUGUUAGGAAGAAGUCACCGGUUCCGUCAUCCAUCAAGUUAGAUGAGCCAGUUUUGGAAGAAGUCUUGAAAAGGCUCGAUCUUAAUGAACGCGUUCAACUAAGAAGUCUUUCCUCUCAAGUGUCUGAUCUCGUCGAUCGAAUGCCGCUUGUUCUACCUUUCGUAUUUAUUCGGUCAGAUGGAUGCGGGGACAUCGAGCUCCACUGCGAUCGAAUGGAUAUACUUCAAUCUUAUGUCCUCACUGACCAAUCGGCCUUCGAAAUACGCAACGGCGCCAUCGUGUUCUCUUACGGUAAUGCAUCCGCGGUAAUCACAGCAGUUGUUUCUCGAAUCACUGGGAUUGCGCAUCUGUGGCUGGAUUCUGAAUGGAAUGGUCAUAUUGUACAGGCCAUCGUAGAAUAUUAUCAGUCAAUUAACAACGGGAGCAGAAGAAUUAGACUCCACAUGGAACAGCUCACAGUGGUUGGCAGCAUAAGAAGCAAAGACAUUGACUGGAUCUCAUCGUUGAUUCUACUCUCUCGUCGCACGCUUCAGCACUUGCGCUUUCGCCACUGCCGGCUGCACUCUCAACCACAAACAGUUCAGUUCUGGUCAGCCAUCUCACAAUGCCAGCAACUGGCUGGUUUACAAUACGAACCUUGUCGUUUGGACAAAUGGAGCAGGCCACAUUUGAUUGAUGCCUUGGACAAUAAGUCGUUGAAGUCUCUAAUUCUAACCGGCAUCGAUGGCCUCAAACCUGCAGAUCUCAUUCGAAUUGCUGCUGAUUCACAACUCGUAGAGUUGGCCGUCGUGGGGGAACUGAUCAAGCCUUCAAUAUACGCUCAGAAGGAAGCAUUGAAGAUGCUCGACACCGUUAAAAAUCUCCUCAUACAGGUGGAUUCAACCUUUUCUAUCGACGAUCCCAUUGAACGUGGAGCGAUUCUGCAGAUGAUGAUGACCCUUCCUGCCAGUAGCACCUUGGAAGUGAUUCACGUGAGUCGAGGAACGGUCUCGGAUACCACAAAGCUCAUCAGUUACUGGAUUCGACUGGCAAGAGAUUCAUCCCGUGAAGUGAAGCUGAAGUUGGAGGAGUGCUCGCAGGAGCGAGCUGACGCCGCCGUCGGAAGGCUUUUGCGGAAAACUCGCGACGUGACUCGAACUGCCUGGACGAAGUGUGGUGUGCGAUUGGAAAUGGACACAGGCCGGUUGAUAGUGCUCGACAAGCGCUCCUGGUUCGAGUAG